UUGGCUUAGCGGUUUAGCCUCACCACUUAAGAAGUUAAGACCGACAUAACAAUCAGAAUCAGUGUUCUUUUUCAGCGGAACCUGUAAAAUCAAAUCAAAUUCAAAAAAACCAAAACCCUAAUUACAGAAAUUCUUCUAAAGGUUAGGAUUUUUGCUUUACCAGCUUCCGAAUUUGUGUUCUUCCAAUUAAUUUUCUCCAGCAGUUUCCCAAUCAAAAUUAUAAUUAUCUGAUUCUCAAUUUGUGAUUAUCGUAGUAAUUUGUUGAAGCAAGCUUCAAUGGCGGCAGAAGAAGAUUCAAUUGAACAAGCAGCAGCAGAGAGGAGAGAAAGAUUGAGAGCUCUAAGAGCAGCUCAAGAGCUUUUCGAAACCCCAGAUGAAGAUUCGUCUCAACCCAAAAACAAUUCUGAGGAUGGAGAUGCUGAUAACAAUGAAGACAGUGGUCUUAGCUUGAAAUUUCGAAAUUACCUUCCUCAUGACAAACAUCUACAAGAGGGUAAACUUGCUGCACCAGAACUGCCAAAAUUUGAGGAUCCUGUUGCUGCAGCUCCUCCGCCAGAAGAAAAAGAGGAUCCUUUUCUGAACAUUGCACCGAAAAAACCCAAUUGGGACCUCAGGAGGGAUGUGCAGAAGAAGCUAGAUAAACUAGAAAAGCGGACACAAAAGGCAUUGCAUAAGCUGAUGUUGGAACAUGAGAAGCAGAGGCAAUUGGAGGAGGGAAAUGUAGCUGCUGAAGAAUGAAGUCGCCCAAUCGACAUAUGAUCUUUUGACCUUUUGGUGAGGAGACUAGCCGAGAUGCUAUUACUGUUAAAAAAAAACUGAGUCCAGCUGAAAUUCUUUCUAUAUAAAUGGUAAAUUGCAGCUGAGACUUGCUGAGCUGUAGCCAUAAAUCUUUCUACUCUAGGUCUGUAGUAUAUCAAAGAAAGGUUGGCAUCUUUAGUCACUUCUGAAGCAUCAAGUUGACAAGUUGUACUGUUGAGGAGAUUGUGCUUAGUAUAAUUAUCUGUUAAUUUGAUGCUAUAAGAAUUUUUGUCGUAGGAAACGCGCCUCUUUGGCUUUAUUUAAGAGUAAAAAUUUUGCUGUAAAGAUCAUCUUAUUCAUGUGACAGUGUCACACCUAAGUGUGUUUUCAAA
Chenopodium quinoa (quinoa) is the source of this 1130-nucleotide messenger RNA. Its product is annotated as coiled-coil domain-containing protein 12-like. Lineage: Eukaryota; Viridiplantae; Streptophyta; Magnoliopsida; Caryophyllales; Amaranthaceae. The transcript is spliced from 4 exons. The record is from RefSeq and is a predicted model, not a curated record. Gene Ontology annotation, cellular component: post-mRNA release spliceosomal complex; U2-type spliceosomal complex. Bases 277 to 738 code for a protein of 153 amino acids.